Messenger RNA from Fusarium odoratissimum NRRL 54006, 885 nucleotides. Its product is annotated as enoyl-CoA hydratase. The record is from RefSeq and is a predicted model, not a curated record. The coding region runs from base 1 to 885 and encodes 294 amino acids. The transcript has 2 exons. Gene Ontology annotation, molecular function: enoyl-CoA hydratase activity. Gene Ontology annotation, biological process: fatty acid beta-oxidation. Lineage: Eukaryota; Fungi; Ascomycota; Sordariomycetes; Hypocreales; Nectriaceae.
AUGGUUCCCACGUGGUUAAAGAAUCUCGUCCUUUCUGGAGCCCUGCUACAGACUGCCUUUACUCUCGAUCUCCCCAAGUACCGCGGCUUGAAGACAGCUCAGAAUGGCAGCGUUCUCGAGGUCACUUUUCACAACCCAGACUCGGCUAUAAACCUCUGGGGUGUCGACUUCCAGGAUGGCAUGACUGAUCUCGUUCGAAGACUUCACAAUGAUAACGACACCAAGGUCGUCAUCUUCAAGAGCGAUGUUCCCAAGUUCUUCUGUGCCCACUUGGACCUUCUGAUGCCUGGCGUUGCAACCGUUGGGCCAAAGUUUGCCAGGCUCAUGUAUGAAAUCUCCGAUCUGCCCCAGGUGACCAUCGGCGCUGUCGAAGGUCGCGCUCGCGGCGGGGGUAACGAGUUUCUGUUGGCCCUGGACAUGCGUUUCGCCUCUGAACCUGAGUCAUUCUUUGGUCAAAUCGAGGUCGGUACCGGUCUCAUCCCCGGCGGUGGGGGUAGCCAGCACCUCCCUCGACUUAUUGGCCGCGGUCUCGCGCUCGAGUAUCUCCUCAGCGGAAACGAUAUCAACGCCAAGGAUGCAGAGCGAAUCGGUUGGAUCAAUAAGGCCUUUUGUUCUUCUGAGGAGAUGUACGAGUAUAUUGACGGUCUUACCUCGCGCUUGCGUCUCUAUCCCCUGCCGGCCAUGGCUGCCAUCAAGAAGGCGAUCAACGCUCGGUCGCGUCCUACUUUGCAGGAUCUGCUGCGAGACGCUGCGUCUUUUACCGCUCGUUUGACUGACCCGGCUGUGCCAGUUUUGAUCGGUAGGGCCUUGGCUGUCACCAACAAUCUCACUCUUGGCGAUGCUGAGCUCAACCUUGGCCGAGAUCUCCCCCUUGUGUAUGAGUAG